CUGCGUAUAGAGCCCGUGGUUCCAUUCCAUCUUCCUCCGGCAAAGGAGAUGAUAGGCCUGUCGUCCGUGCGACUUCCCUCCCAUCGAAAUCUCAUGGAAACCCUAACCCUAAUCUCGCCUCACUUCGGCAUAAUUUCUUCUCUGUCUCAUCGCUCUCCUCCUCUUCGAAGAAUCCUUUUCAAAUCCCAGAUCUCGACGAGCUUGGCAGAAGUAGCCCGGAGCACCGCCAUUGGAUGUGCGAGUUCCUCAAUGGCAUCGGCUGACAAAUUCUUCCCUAUAAGUGGUGUAGAGGAAGCUUUGAUGGGCUUUAUCACUGGCAAGAGAAAAGUGACAGAGGUAGCUCACUCUGUCUGGAAGAAUAUCAUUCGAGAUGGAGAUACAGUGGUUGAUGCUACUUGUGGCAAUGGGCAUGAUACAUUGGCAUUACUUAAGAUGGUAGCUGAUCAAUCAGGCAGGGGAUGUGUUUAUGGAAUGGACAUUCAGACCUCUGCAUUAGAGAACACUUUAUCCUUAUUGGAGAAAUCAGUAGAUAGUAAUGAGAGGAAACUGGUUAAGCUCUUCUCGCUUUGUCACAGCAGGAUGGAGGAUGUCAUCCCAAAAGAUACCUCAGUUAGGCUUGUAGCAUUCAACUUGGGCUAUCUUCCGGGUGGAGACAAAACAAUAAUUACGAUGCCAGGAACAACACUAAUGGCAUUGCAUGCUGCUAGUAGAUUACUGAUGUCGGGGGGAGUCAUCAGCAUCAUGGUUUAUGUGGGGCAUCCUGGUGGGAGGGAUGAACUGGAAACUGUUCGAUCUUUUACCUCUAGCUUGCCUGUUGAGAGUUGGGUAAGCUGCAAGUUUGAAAUGCUUAAUCGGCCAUCUGGCCCUGUUCUUGUUCUCGUAUCGAAGAAAUAGUGCUUGAAAAAGGCACUGCAUCACAGUAGAUCAAAAUGGUUGAAGCUUCGGGUGAAAGUUUUGAUGUGCAAUACACCAGCACCUUCUUAAUUCCCAUUUCUGUAUGUGAACUUGUCAGCUUGAAUAACCAUUUGGAAUUUGUAUCUUGCAAUUUUCUGAUGUUCGUAGUCUUGUGACCUGCAGAAAACUCAAAAAUAUCUCCAGCUUAAGGGAAGUUUUACACAAGCAUUAUCCCGGUCAAGGAAGUUUUGGGGGAGGGGUUCCAGGGGGGUUUUGGAACUCUUUUUAAAGAAUCCAUCCCGGUUCCAUUCUAUGGUCGUAUACGGCCUUUUUAAUAAGAUAAAUGUUGAUGGGAGUAUUCUAACUUGCUUUGUCUUGCUGGUUGAUGGUAGAAAAUGUGGUGCACCUCAGUAGCAUUUAUUUA
Elaeis guineensis (African oil palm) is the source of this 1318-nucleotide messenger RNA. Its product is annotated as tRNA (mnm(5)s(2)U34)-methyltransferase, chloroplastic. The record is from RefSeq and is a predicted model, not a curated record. NCBI's taxonomy places the organism in Eukaryota, Viridiplantae, Streptophyta, Magnoliopsida, Arecales, Arecaceae.